Molecule: messenger RNA, 5478 nt
Organism: Salarias fasciatus (jewelled blenny)
Lineage: Eukaryota; Metazoa; Chordata; Actinopteri; Blenniiformes; Blenniidae
Product: kinesin-1 heavy chain
Exons: 26
Coding region: 249-3140 (963 amino acids)
Biological process (GO): microtubule-based movement
Molecular function (GO): microtubule binding; microtubule motor activity; ATP binding
Source: RefSeq, a predicted model, not a curated record
AGGAGGGGCGAGGCGGCCAGCCGCUGAUCCACCGGCAUCAUGGCUUCCUAACCGGAGGGGGAAGUAAUUCAGAGGAAGAAAAUAAAAACGCGGAAUUUUCUUGACUUCCCAACAGAGCAUCGCCCUUUCUCGCACCUGAGAUUGGGACAGAGGGGUUCGGCGUCCCUAUUCGCCCCCCGCGGCCGCCCCUGGGAUCCAGGAUACACUUUAAUUCUUGUCGGUGAAUUUCCAUUCGUAAACCGUGGAAGAUGGCCGACCCGGCGGAGUGCACCAUCAAAGUGAUGUGCCGUUUCAGGCCCUUGAACAGCUCCGAGGUGACCAGAGGCGACAGAUACAUUCCCAAAUUCCAGGGGGAAGACACUGUUGUUAUUUCGAGUAAACCAUACAUGUUUGACAGAGUGUUUCAGUCAAAUACAACACAAGAACAAGUGUACAACGCCUGUGCCCAAAAGAUUGUAAAAGAUGUUCUGGAGGGAUACAAUGGGACUAUUUUUGCUUAUGGGCAGACAUCAUCUGGAAAGACACACACCAUGGAGGGGAAUCUCCAUGACACAGAUGCAAUGGGUAUCAUCCCCAGGAUAGUGCAGGACAUCUUCAACUACAUCUAUUCCAUGGAUGAAAACCUGGAGUUUCAUAUCAAAGUUUCAUAUUUUGAAAUCUACUUAGACAAGAUCCGAGACCUUUUGGACGUAUCAAAGACCAAUCUGUCAGUGCAUGAAGACAAAAACAGAGUACCCUAUGUCAAGGGAUGCACUGAGAGGUUUGUCUGCAGCCCCGAGGAGGUCAUGGACACAAUCGAUGAAGGCAAAUCUAACAGACAUGUAGCAGUUACAAACAUGAACGAGCACAGCUCCAGGAGUCACAGCAUCUUCCUGAUCAACGUUAAACAGGAGAACACUCAGACCGAGCAGAAGCUCAGUGGAAAGCUCUACCUGGUGGACUUGGCUGGCAGUGAAAAGGUCAGUAAAACAGGAGCCGAAGGAGCCGUGCUGGACGAGGCCAAGAACAUCAACAAGUCCCUGUCCUCCCUGGGAAAUGUCAUCUCUGCGCUGGCUGAAGGAACGGCCUACAUCCCCUAUCGAGACAGCAAGAUGACGCGUAUCUUGCAGGACUCGCUGGGCGGAAACUGCAGGACCACCAUCGUCAUCUGCUGCUCACCUUCCUCCUACAACGAGGCUGAAACCAAAUCCACCCUGAUGUUCGGACAGAGAGCAAAGACCAUCAAGAACACAGUGACGGUGAAUAUUGAGCUGACAGCAGAGCAGUGGAAGCAGAAGUAUGAGCGAGAAAAGGAGAAGAAUAAAACCCUGAGGAACACCAUCACAUGGCUGGAGAACGAGCUCAAUCGCUGGAGAAAUGGCGAGAGCGUGCCGGUGGAGGAGCAGUUCGACAAGGAGAAGGCCAAGGAGGAGGUGCUGGCUCUGGACAACAUGAUCAACGAGAAGCCGGCCUCCACGCCCAACGUGCCCGGCGUCCGCCUCACCGACGUGGAGAAGGACAAGUGCGAGGCCGAGCUGGCCAAGCUGUACAAACAGCUGGACGAUAAGGAUGAAGAAAUCAACCAGCAGAGCCAGCUGGCUGAGAAGCUGAAGCAGCAGAUGCUGGAUCAGGAAGAGCUGCUCGCCUCCUCCCGGCGUGACCACGAGAACCUGCAGGUGGAGCUGAACCGCCUGCAGGCGGAGAACGAGGCCUCCAAGGAGGAGGUGAAGGAGGUGCUGCAGGCGCUGGAGGAGCUGGCCGUCAACUACGACCAGAAGAGCCAGGAGGUGGAGGACAAGACCAAGGAGUUUGAGGCCAUCAGCGAGGAGCUGAGUCAGAAAUCAUCCAUCCUGUCGUCUCUGGACUCUGAGCUCCAGAAGCUGAAGGAGAUGUCCAACCACCAGAAGAAGAGGGUGACAGAAAUGAUGUCCUCCCUGCUCAAAGACCUCGCCGAGAUUGGAAUCGCUGUCGGCAGCAAUGACAUAAAGCAACACGAGGGCGGCAGCGGUCUGAUCGACGAGGAGUUCACCGUCGCCCGUCUCUACAUCAGCAAGAUGAAGUCGGAGGUGAAGACGAUGGUGAAGCGCUGCAAGCAGCUGGAGAGCACUCAGUCCGAGAGCAACAAGAAGAUGGACGAGAACGAGAAGGAGCUGGCUGCCUGCCAGCUGCGCAUCUCUCAGCAUGAGGCCAAAAUCAAAUCUCUGACUGAGUACCUGCAAAACGUGGAGCACAAGAAGAGGCAGCUGGAGGAGAACGUGGACUCUCUAAACGAGGAGCUCGUCAAGCUGAGUGCUCAGGAGAAAGUCCAUGCUAUGGAGAAGGAGAAUGAGAUUCAGACUGCCAAUGAAGUCAAGGAAGCGGUUGAGAAGCAGAUCCACUCCCACCGCGAAGCUCACCAGAAGCAGAUCAGCAGCCUGAGAGACGAGCUGGACAACAAGGAGAAGCUCAUCACUGAGCUGCAGGAUCUGAACCAGAAGAUCAUGCUGGAGCAGGAGAGACUCCGAGUGGAGCACGAGAAGCUGAAAUCCACCGACCAGGAGAAGAGCCGCAAGCUGCACGAGCUCACGGUGAUGCAGGACAGAAGGGAGCAGGCCAGACAGGACCUCAAGGGCCUGGAGGAGACUGUGGCCAAGGAGCUGCAGACUCUGCACAACCUGAGGAAGCUCUUUGUCCAGGACCUGGCCACCAGAGUGAAGAAGAGCGCCGAGAUGGACUCCGAUGACACCGGCGGCAGCGCGGCGCAGAAACAGAAAAUUUCCUUUCUUGAGAACAAUCUUGAGCAGCUCACCAAGGUUCACAAACAGCUGGUGCGUGAUAAUGCAGACCUGCGCUGUGAGCUUCCUAAACUGGAAAAGCGCCUUCGUGCUACGGCUGAGCGGGUCAAGGCCCUGGAGUCUGCUCUGAAGGAAGCCAAGGAGAACGCCGCCCGCGACCGCAAGCGCUACCAGCAGGAGGUGGACCGCAUCAAGGAGGCCGUCAGGGCCAAGAACAUGGCCAGGAGGGGACACUCGGCCCAGAUCGCCAAACCCAUCCGACCCGGCCAGCAGCCGGUGGCGUCGCCCACUCACCCCAACAUCAACCGCAGCGGAGGGGGCUUCUACCAGAACAGCCAGACCGUGUCCAUCAGAGGGGGAGGCAGCGCCAAGACCGACAAGAACUGAAGAGCAGCGGGACAGAAGGACGACUCCACAGAAGAAGCCAACAUGCCCCCACCUCCCCCCCCCCCCCCCCCCCCCCCCGCCCACUCCCACAACCUGUCAUUCCACUACAGCGAGCGGGCUCCUCCGAGGAGUUUCUGAAUUAUAAAUAUAUAUAUAUAAAUAUUCCCAGCCUGUACAGCUCCGACCCCUAAAAAUCCCCACACAUACAUCCACCCCCCCCCUCUCUCACCUACUUACCCCCCUCCCUCCCCAACCUCUAAUCAUGACCUAUCUCCUUUUCUCUUAAUGGAUAUGAUUAAAUUUAAAAAAAAAAAAAAAAAAAACACGACAUGGAUUUUUAAUUUACAAAAGGCAAGAAUAAUGUUCUCAUCCACUGAACCAAACUCGGUCCGGAGCGCAGCCUGGGCGAGCGAAACAAACGCGCCACCGGUAACGUGCUAAAGCUUUGUUUUUUUUUUUUUUUUUGUUUUCGCACAGUCUGUCGUCAUCCGUCGUGGUCGUGCCGAGCUGAAUGUAACAACAGCAAGAUCUGAAAAUACUUAUAAAGAUAAGCACCUAAAACAGACAUUAAGAUAAAAAAGAGAGGAAAAAAAAAAGAAAAAGACAGAAUGGAAGAAACAGCUUGAUCCUGUAGGCUAACCUCUGUACAUUUCAUCAUCGGUUGUUAACCACACUUUGGGUAGAUUUUACAUGCUUCUUUAAGGUAAAGAUAAAAAAAGUGAAAAAAUCCCACAAAAAAAAAAAAAGAUGUUUUUGAAUUGACUAGAUGGCGUCGAGCACUACUGUUCUGUCCGCUCUUCUUGUACAGAUGUAAAAUUGGGCACUGCAGCACGAGCAGAGAGAAACCGAGAGGCUGUAAGGUCGACGACGGGAGCGUUUUAAAACCAGAAGGAUUUAAAAAAAAAAAAAAAAGCCAAGCGUGCGACGGUGUACUGUAGAUGUAUUUAACUAAAUACCUGUGGAGGCCAAUGUUUUUAUCAUUAAGUUAAAAAUAAAAUGCUAUACUCGUUCUUGGUGACGUCGGUGAGGCGGAUGUGAAGAAUGUAAAAGGAUGGAGAAGAGGAGGAGGAGGAUGAUCCGGUAAAUUCAACAAGCUUCCACAUUUUUUUUUUUUUUAAGUAGCUCAAUGUUUUUACUCCUCACUGGUUAAUAUUGAUGUUAACUGAAGCUAUUUAUGUCUCUGCACAUAGACCGAGAGGCCCCGUCACUUACUCUCUCAUCUCCUUUCAUUCAGGACCUUUAACGUUUUUUUUUUUUUUUUUUUUUUUUCUUCGUUCCCGCUGCGUCAUGAAGUCUUUUCAAGGGUGCCUCGCCUCUUCUCUCACCGUCCCUCGCCCCCCCCUCCCCUUUUCUUUUUAAGAUGUGCCCCUUUGUAAAUUUACAGAACGUGACGUGCUACGCUGGGUUUUCAUGUACUGUAUGUGUCUCUUUUUGUUUUGGGUUUUGUUUUGUUUUGUUUUUUUUUCCUCCCCUCUCUUCCAUAGGCGGUGUAGAUCUGUCGGGGUGGGGGUGCCGGUCGAUCGCUCAGACCCUUGCCACUGAUCAGCCAAUCAGGGAGCGCAGGGCCUUUCUAAAAAUUGCACACUAAUCUUCUGUCAUCAUCUGGAGGAAGGGUUUAUUUAAUGGAAACUAGCCAAGGGGAGGGGAGUAGGAUUGAUUUUGUGUUUCGUUGUAUUUCUUGUAUUUUUAUUCUGAAUCCCAUCAUGACUUUUUUUUUUUUUUUCUUAAACUCUGUGCAGCCCUUUGCAUCGGCAAACAGCUUGUGCUGACCGUAACCCCGGCAUGAGAACACUAACAUCUUAUGCUAAGUGCAAUAUACUGUAAAGUACACUGAAUAUCGACGUGAUCAGGGCGAGUCCACACCUCUACGACACAAUACGAUGGAAAUCGGUGUGAAAAUACUGAUGGAAGAAGAAACUUAACAAGUUGUUUUGGUCAAGAUAGGAUCCGGAGUUUCUCAGAGAGGUGUGAAGUCCGCUUCGUGAGCACUUCUCCACGAUAUCUGCACUCAGAAAACACUCCUAAAUGACGUCUGAAGCCCAUGAACGGAUCUGAAAUCCAUUCUAAUCACUUCCUACAGGGAGGAGUAGCUCCCCUCCCUCACAUAUAUACCCGACAGGACAGUGUUUGGUGUGUUUUGAGACGGUUUAUACCCUCUGUGUAAUCUCCUAGAUUAGUUAAGACUUUGCAGCAUGGACCUCGAGAUGUUUAUCCUUUGACCUUUCACCAAAACUGGAUACAAAAUGGGGAAAAAUAGUCAAAUACAGCGGAAAAUACUUGUGUGUACCUAAAUUAAUUUUUCUUUUUUUUUUUGCAUUAAUUCUAAAUUAAGGAAAAA